AAAACCCUAAACUAUUAGCGUUGCACUGAUCUCAGCACAAGCUCGCCGGAUAAACAGGCGGAGUUGCUCAUCAGCUCCGAUAAACACCGAGAAAAUCGUUAAGCUCUCUUUCGGAUUCUCCUUCAUCACAAAAUGGCUUAUAGACGUUGCCUCUUGCAAAGAGGAAACAACCUCAUAGAUCGAAGAUGUCACCCUUCUUUCACCUACAUUCUCCACUCCGACGAAGACAAACGCAACCGUUCAGAUGAGAACAAAUCAUCGUCUUCACAAGGAAUCAGUAACAACACUUUUAUCAAAUCAAUCUCCUUUCGAAGCUCUCUUAAUGGAUCAACGGCUUUUUCUCCGUUCGCUGGAUAUAAUUUUUGCAGAAAUAUGUCCACACUGAAUCGUGAUGAUUCAGAUAAUAUUAGCGUAAUGAGUGAUGUAGCUGAUGUUCUCACUGAUACUGCAAUGGAUGCUGGUAUUCUCACUGAGACUGUUGUGGAUGCUGCUGUAUCUUCUCAGGCUCCGGUUGUUAGCGAAGUUGUCAUUGCUGCUGCUGAUAAUUAUGCACCUGUACAAGUCUUGCAGUAUGCCAUUGAUGCUGUUCAUUCUUUUACUGGGUUAAAUUGGUGGGCGGCCAUAGUUCUAACAACUGUCUUGAUUCGAACCGCAACUGUUCCACUCUUAAUAAAUCAACUCAAGGCCACUUCUAAGCUUACGCUUAUGAGGCCUCAUUUGGAAGCGAUAAAGGAAGAAAUGGACGGGAAGACAUUUGAUCCCGAGGCUGUUGCUGAAGGUCAGAAGCGGAUGAAAAGGCUAUUCAAAGAAUAUGGUGUGAGUCCUUUCACGCCAUUGAAGGGACUCUUUAUUCAAGGUCCUGUCUUCAUUAGUUUUUUUCUUGCGAUAUCAAACAUGGCUGAAAAAAUGCCCUCAUUCAAGCAUGGUGGAGCUUUCUGGUUUACUGAUCUCUCAACUCCAGAUGCCUUAUACAUUUUUCCAGUUUUGACUGCAUUGUCAUUCUUAAUAGUAGUAGAGUGUAAUGUGCAAGAAGGAAUGGAAGGAAAUCCUAUGGGUGAUACCAUGAAAAAAUUCUCGAGGAUUCUUGCUUUUGUUUCAGUUCCUCUCACCAUGGGUUUUCCAAAGGCAAUAUUUUGUUACUGGAUUACAUCAAAUUUGUUUUCUCUGGCAUAUGGAACAGUGCUUAAAGUUCCUGGCAUGAAGAAAACUUUGGGUAUUCCUGAAAUACCUGCAGCACCCACCAGUUCUCCACAAUCUCCCUUCUCUAUUUUUCCAGCGCUAAAACAACCUGCAUCAGCUGCAGAUAGUCAAAGUUCAUCGCCAGUUGAAUCGCCAAUUGAAUCACCAAAACGACCAAAUAAAAAGACAUCUUCUUCUGCUAUUAUUAGUCAAAGGCUAAGAACCUUAGAGAAACAAGUAAAAGGAAGAAAGAAAAACAAGAAAAUUGACUAGCUCCUUAAUUAUGCCAUUAAACCUAUGUAAUAAAUAUGCUUAGAUGUUUUGUCAUAUUGUAUUAUUAUCCUUGGAUGGAGUGGAAAUUAGGAGUUUAAUUAAAGAUAGGGAGGGGGAGGUGAGAAUAAUUUUUUCCCAAAGGCUUCUGAUCAAUUUUGCUGAGGAAGCUAAAGCUUUUGGUUAACUAGUUUAUAUUUAUUUAUUCAUGGUAUAUAUGGACAUGAAUGAUUAGCAUAAUUAUUUUUGUAUGCUCAACAUUUUAAUGAUAUAGAUAUCUGUAGCAUUAUCCUAUUAUUAUUAA
Molecule: messenger RNA, 1753 nt
Organism: Trifolium pratense (red clover)
Lineage: Eukaryota; Viridiplantae; Streptophyta; Magnoliopsida; Fabales; Fabaceae
Product: mitochondrial inner membrane protein OXA1-like
Exons: 9
Coding region: 133-1452 (439 amino acids)
Biological process (GO): mitochondrial respiratory chain complex IV assembly; protein insertion into mitochondrial inner membrane from matrix
Cellular component (GO): mitochondrial inner membrane
Molecular function (GO): membrane insertase activity
Source: RefSeq, a predicted model, not a curated record